AAGCUUUCUUGAUUUCCAAGAGCUUUGAGUUUCGAAUAUCCACCUUUCUACAUCCUCUCAGUGGCUGGUGAGCCCACGUAAGCUUUCGCAUUGUUGCCUUCCUUGCCUUUUGGGCAACAUGUCCAAAACAGCACAGGCCACACGCAAUACGAUCACGCUGAAAGGUUCUACAAAAGUAGUCACAGAGUUCUUCGCUUAUGCUGUCAACAGUAUCCUCUACCAGCGGGGCAUCUAUUCUGCAGAAUCCUUUGAGCCACAGAAGCAAUAUGGCCUCACAAUGAUGGUCACGACAGAUACAGGCUUGACAAAAUACCUCACCAGCGUUCUGCAGCAGAUGUCAGAUUGGCUUGUGACUGGCGCCCUUCAGAAGAUGGUGCUAGUAGUCACCAGUGUCUCAACAAAGGAGGUCCUGGAACGAUGGACGUUUGACAUCCAGACAGACAAGGCAGUCCUCUCUGGCGAGCAGCCAGCGCCUGAAAAGUCAGAGAGCGAGAUCACCUCAGAGAUCCAGGCCAUCGUGAGACAGAUUACAGCGAGUGUGACAUUUCUGCCGCUGCUGAACGACCCCUGCACAUUCGACCUGCUGGUGUACACAGACACUUCCUCGGACGUCCCUUUCGAGUGGGAGGAGUCAGAUGCACGGUACAUCACCAACGCAGCAGAUGUCAAGCUGCGGUCUUUCACCACCAAGGUGCACAAGGUGGAUGCACUUGUGUCAUACAAAGCAGAUGCAGAGGGUUAGCUGCUGACGCUGCAAGUAUUUGCUUGUCAUGUCUACAGGAGAGCCUACCCAAAGCAUGGCAAACGUGUUGUGGGGGAAAAGUAAUUGUUUCUCUCAGCUGGAGAUCAGUUUGUUGAAGCGUCCGUAACAAGUCUACUGUACAGUGCAUUCCCUGAAUUUUUUGUGCCCAUGAGUGAAGACUUUGAUUUUGUGGCAACCUUAUCCUCUAUUUAUCCAGUAUCCACAAAGUGCCCCUGCACAGAUCUAGACCCAUGCACACUGUAGUUCUGCUUCCUUUCACUAAGUGAACUCAUAAUGAACAGGGUGCCCUGCUUAAAACCAGUGACCUGUGG
Messenger RNA from Coccomyxa subellipsoidea C-169, 1074 nucleotides. Its product is annotated as DNA-binding protein. The coding region runs from base 119 to 742 and encodes 207 amino acids. Gene Ontology annotation, cellular component: nucleoplasm; cytoplasm; kinetochore. NCBI's taxonomy places the organism in Eukaryota, Viridiplantae, Chlorophyta, Trebouxiophyceae, Coccomyxaceae. Gene Ontology annotation, biological process: mitotic spindle assembly checkpoint signaling. The record is from RefSeq and is a predicted model, not a curated record. The transcript has 7 exons.